AUGUCUACCUUUGGCACCGUCUUCCGAGUCACCACCUUCGGUGAAUCCCACGGCAAGGCCCCCCAGCUCAACCGUCGCCGCCCCGGCCAGAGCGCCAUCACCACGCCCCGCGACGAAAAGGACCGCGUCACCAUCCAGUCCGGCACCGAGUUCGGCAAGACCCUGGGCACCCCCAUCAGCCUCGUCGUCAUGAACGAGGACCAGCGCCCCAAGGACUACGGCAACAAGACCAUGGACGUCGGCGGCGGCCGCAGCAGCGCCCGCGAAACCAUUGCCCGCGUCGCCGCCGGCGCCGUCGCCGAAAAGUUCCUCCUCGAGAGCUACGGCGUCGAGAUUGUCGCCUUCGUCAGCUCCGUCGGCCACGUUGAGCUCUACCCCGAGACCGCCGAGCACCCUUCCCGCAGCCUCAACCCCGCCUUCAUGGGCCUCCUCGAGUCCAUCACAAAGGAGCACGUCGACACCUUUCUCCCCGUGCGCUGCCCCGACAAGGAAGCCACCGACCAAAUGACGGAACUCAUCACCAACCUCCGCGAUGCUAGCAAUAGCACCGGCGGCACCGUCACCUGCGUCAUCCGCAACGUCCCCUCGGGUCUCGGCGAGCCCGCUUUCGACAAGCUCGAGGCCCUCAUCGGCCACGCCAUGAUGAGCAUCCCCGCCGUCAAGGCCUUUGAGAUUGGCUCCGGCUUCAGCGGCACCAAGAUGCUCGGCUCUCAGCACAACGACCCCUUUGGUCGGCUUCAAGCCCCCGCCACCAUUGGCAUCGACCAGACUACCGCCAACUACGAAGGCUCCACCGAAGGCGUUCUCGCCGCCAAGGGCAGGCACGAUCCCUGCGUCGUCCCCAGGGCUGUCCCCAUUGUCGAGGGCAUGGCUGCGCUGGCCAUCAUGGAUGCGCUCGCCAUUCAGCAAUCCAGGCAUGCGCUAAGCGCCUUUAGGAGGUAG
Messenger RNA from Parascedosporium putredinis, 942 nucleotides. The record is from the annotation of a GenBank genome assembly. NCBI's taxonomy places the organism in Eukaryota, Fungi, Ascomycota, Sordariomycetes, Microascales, Microascaceae.